CCUAUAAAUCCCCCACCGAGUUUUUGUCUACUCAGAAAUAUAUGAGCAUUAGUUUGUAGAGAGAAUUAAAUAUAAUGCCAGAUAUGGCUCAUGAUCAUCAUCAAAACCUCUGCUCGUUUUUCACACUGCCUUUAUUUUUAGCAAUUUUUGUGUUCCCUCUUGUUCAUAUGUAUCCUUCUGUUGUUCGUAGCCAGCUUGAUUACAAUUUCUAUGACAAAUCCUGCCCACACUUACAAUCGAUGGUCAGCUACGCUGUUUGGGCAGCUGUCAGAAACGACUCCCGGAUGGCAGCUUCACUCCUCCGUUUGCAUUUUCAUGAUUGUAUAGUCAAUGGAUGUGAUGCAUCGGUGCUUCUUGACGACAGAGACAAUAUGAAAGGGGAAAAGAAUGCUCCACCAAACCGGAAUUCGCUUCGAGGCUUUGAAGUCAUCGACUUUAUAAAAGAAGAUGCGGAGAAGUUUUGUCCAUCAACUGUUUCAUGUGCUGACAUUCUUACUCUUGCAGCUAGGGAAGCCGUCGUCCAGGCUGGUGGACCUUUUUGGCAAGUCCCUUUAGGCCGACGAGAUGGAACAACAGCAAGUGAGAAAGCAGCCACUGAUCAAAUACCAUCACCAAUUGAACCUCUUCAGAAUAUCAUCACCAAAUUCACAUCAAAGGGUCUUGACGUUAAGGACGUUGUAGUCCUCUCAGGAGGACACACCAUAGGAUUUGCUCAAUGCUUCACAUUCAAGAGGAGGCUGUUUGACUUCAAAGGUUCUGGCAAGCCUGACCCAACACUGGAUUCCUCAUUCCUUCCUAGCUUGCAAUCCAUGUGUCCAAACAAGGACUCAUCGAACACCAAUCUUGCUCCUCUUGACCCAACCAGCACCUUCAGAUUCGACAACAUGUAUUACGCAAAUCUCGUGAACAACACAGGCCUCCUUGAAUCUGAUCAGGCCUUGACAGCUGAUCCAAGAACAGCUCAAUGGGUCAAUUCCUAUAAUGUAUAUCCAUAUCUUUUCUCCAGUGAUUUUGCAGCAUCUAUGGUCAAGAUGGGCAAUCUUGGAAUCCUGACAGGGCAAAAAGGGCAAAUUAGAAAGAAAUGUGGGCUUGUCAAUUAAUUGGUUAAGAUAUGUAAUGUUAGGUACUUGUAUGAAAGUGUUUUCAUGUGCAGUUUA
Messenger RNA from Ziziphus jujuba (common jujube), 1157 nucleotides. Its product is annotated as peroxidase 10. The transcript is spliced from 4 exons. The record is from RefSeq and is a predicted model, not a curated record. Gene Ontology annotation, biological process: response to oxidative stress; hydrogen peroxide catabolic process. NCBI's taxonomy places the organism in Eukaryota, Viridiplantae, Streptophyta, Magnoliopsida, Rosales, Rhamnaceae. The coding region runs from base 75 to 1100 and encodes 341 amino acids. Gene Ontology annotation, molecular function: peroxidase activity; heme binding.